This is a messenger RNA of Colletotrichum phormii, 2184 nucleotides long. RefSeq lists its product as uncharacterized. The coding region runs from base 1 to 2184 and encodes 727 amino acids. Lineage: Eukaryota; Fungi; Ascomycota; Sordariomycetes; Glomerellales; Glomerellaceae. The transcript has a single exon. The record is from RefSeq and is a predicted model, not a curated record.
AUGGCUAACAUCGUGCGGACUGGCACGCCGGAUCAGACCCCUCGGAAGAAAGCCAGUGGGACGGAAGCCAAGAAGAACAUCAAAGCCUUGGCUGUUGAAAGUGGGCUCUCAAAGGAUAUUGCCUCUGAGACAUCUCCCUCCAAGGGCAAGUCUGUGGUGCAGUUGCAGGAGGAGGAUUUCCCAGCGUUGGGAAAUGUCCCACAGCCUGCGACCCCAGCAAAGUCUGCGGCUGCGACUCCAAAGAUCGCCCCGGCGAGCAUCAAGAAGCCUCAACCAGAGGCCGCGACCCCGGCUUCAGGGCUGUCUCCCGUGCUGGCUGCUGAAGCGGCGCCCAAAGCUACCAAAGCUGCGGAAAAGAAACCCGUACCGGGCAUCUUGAACAUUGCCGCCGCUACCAGCGCAGCUCAGCCGAACCAACCAGAGACGACCAUCACGGAGCAAUCAGACGUCUCGGCCUUCCCAGCCCUGCCAACACCGACAACUGCUAGUGUGGCAUCGCCUAUCGCGAGGACAGCGCCCAAGACUUUGCGCGUUGUACCGACGCCCAAAGCCGAAGUGCCUCCAGCGUUACCAUCUGGCGCCGCGUUUUCUGCAGCCGCCAGAGCUGUGUCGUCCGCGUCUGGACGUCCUGGAACCCCGGCUAGCGAAAUCAUUAGCGAUAGUGCCUCUAUUGUCUCCGCGUCCGUGUCUGCUUCGCGCACCAGCUCACCACCUCCUACCAGAGUGGGAACUGCACCUGUUCGCAACACAACAAAGAGUCAGCAGCGCAAGCAGCGGAAGGAGGCCCACAAGGAGCAGUCUGCUUCGAUUACUGUUACGCCUAAAGUUGUGGAGACUGAAGAGCAAGCCCCCAUCCUCGGACGCAAGAAGAAGCAGAAGAAGGAGAAGCCAGUCACCGCAGCCCCAACGCCAGUCAAGAAAGCCGUCGAGCGUGUCGCAACUCCGCCCCCUCCUCCCAAGCCCAUCGUCGAGAGAACGGUGGUGGACCUGCCCCCUCCCAAAGGCAAGGCUGCCAAGCAAGCUGCCAAGAUGGCAAAGGCAGCGGAGGAGAAGGGCAAGAGUAAGGAAGGCACACCAACAACGCCUACUCCGACGCCUCCUGCGCCCACAGCUGUUGCUGUACCCGAGGAACCUCAGGAUAUUGCAGACAACCCAAGCACCUGGCCCGAAAAUGUCUACCAUGCCUUGCAUGAAGCAGGCGAGGUUCCUACCGCGGAACUACUUGCCCUGCUCAAGCCUUUCCUCGACUCUCACUCUCGCUUUGACAGGCCUUCUGCUGCAACCCUGAGCAACAACCCACCUCCUUCGGCUACGACCAAGAAUAUGGUGUCCGAGGCAGACCAUGCUGUCCUACUUACAGGUCAGCCGGUGCGCAAGGUGAUGGAAGGUCAGCGUGUACUCAUCACGCCCAAUGGAGAUUGUCUGAGAAAUCUCACCGAAGAGGAAGAAGGCAGAUAUCUUGCGCUCCAAAAGUCUGUGGCAGUUGGCAGUGAUCAGCCCGACAGCUUUGUUGCGCCCCGCCACCAGGCCCGUCCGGGUGGCUUCUCCCUGAUCAAGGGCAGAGCGGUACCCAACGGUCCCCCAUCCUAUUUCCCACCCUCGCCCAACGCACAAAAGAUGUUCUCCGAUGACCCUGUCAAUAAGAUUCAGCGUGAGGAGGCCAUCAGCUACAUCAACCAGUUUGUUCUCCCGCGUCUCAACUUGGGUAACACCAACUUGUUCCCGGGCAGCUGGAAAUCUGCACCUGGUGCUAAGGACGCCUUGUCUGCACGAGAGACUGCCGCCGCCAGCCUGAACUCUCUCGCCCCGUACAUCUAUGGUCAUGACGCAGCUGCGGGUGCGGGCAUCUACUCCGCCGAAAGCGGUGGCUCAGGCAAGGACAUUCCCGAGGACGAGACACCCUUUGGAGGGCUGGACUCGCCACAGCACCAGCAGGGUAACGAGGGCUUCGUCACCGACGCCUCCCCUUCGACCAUGGCGGCCGCCGCCGCACAGGUGGACGCCCAGCAGAGAACUGGCGCUGUGCACCCCAAGCUGCCUGGCACACCGCUCAAUGCUAUGUCGCUCAUGAGUGUCGAGGAUGCCGAGUCGGCGUUGGGUAUUGCGCGCAAGGAGACGGAAAAGCUGGAGAAGGGGCUCAAUCAGGCCAUGAAGCGUAACCGGAGACUUCUCAUCGGCAGAUGA